Messenger RNA from Drosophila persimilis, 1496 nucleotides. It is a transcript of the gene Rpn13, whose product is annotated as proteasomal ubiquitin receptor ADRM1 homolog. The record is from RefSeq and is a predicted model, not a curated record. The transcript has 3 exons. Gene Ontology annotation, cellular component: cytoplasm; proteasome regulatory particle, lid subcomplex; nucleus. Gene Ontology annotation, molecular function: ubiquitin binding; proteasome binding; endopeptidase activator activity. NCBI's taxonomy places the organism in Eukaryota, Metazoa, Arthropoda, Insecta, Diptera, Drosophilidae. The coding region runs from base 82 to 1341 and encodes 419 amino acids. Gene Ontology annotation, biological process: ubiquitin-dependent protein catabolic process.
CAAAUUAUUGCUCGUCAUUGACAGGAGACUUUAAAUUUAAUUUAUCACAAUAUAUAUCCCCUCUCGAGAAGCUCCCGCAUCAUGUUUGGCAGACAGAGUGGACUUGGCAGUUCCAGCAACAGCAGUAAUUUGGUGGAGUUUCGUGCUGGACGCAUGAACAUGGUGGGCAAAAUGGUACACCCCGACUCGCGCAAGGGUUCGGUGUACAUGACCCAAUCCGACGAUGGCCUGAUGCACUUCUGCUGGAAGGAUCGCACCUCCGGCAAGGUCGAGGAUGAUUUGAUUGUCUUUCCCGAUGACUUUGAGUACAAGCGCGUGGAGCAAUGCAAAACCGGACGCGUUUAUGUGCUCAAGUUCAAGUCUUCGACUCGUCGCAUGUUCUUCUGGAUGCAGGAGCCGAAGACCGACAAGGACGAGGAGCACUGCCGUCGCAUCAACGAGCUCCUCAACAAUCCGCCCUCGGCUCAUCAGCGUGGCGGGGGAGGAGGCAGCAAUGACGGCGAUUUGCAGUACAUGCUGAACAACAUGUCGCAACAGCAGCUGAUGCAGCUCUUCGGCGGUGUGGGCCAAAUGGGAGGCCUAAGCUCUUUGCUGGGCCAAAUGAACUCGCGCACACCGUCGUCCCGUAACACCUCGUCGUCGGGAGGCGCCUCGGCGCUGCAAACGCCCGAGAACAUCAGUGUGCCCCGCACUCCCACCGCACCCAAGGGCUCCAAGUCGGGCAGCAGCCGUAGCAAUCUGAAUUCGCAGAGCGACACCGCUGGCAGUGCCAGCUCGUCCAUUGAUGCCGAUGCCUCCGGUAAGAACUCAACCACAUCAACUACGACAGCAUCAGAAACGACUGGAGCCUAUGCCAAUCCAUUCCAAGCGUAUUUAUCCAAUCUCUCCCCCGAACAUGGCGCAGGGCGUUCUUUGAACAUCGACCUAUCGACGGCCCUCUCGGGCGCGGAAGCCAUCAAUCAGCUUAUUGCCGAUCCGGAGCGCGUUAAGACACUGAUUGUGCACCUGCCCGAGUCGGAGAAUGCGGAUGAAGAUCGCAAGCAGCAGAUUAAGGAUCACAUUACAUCCCCACAGUUCCAGCAGGCCCUAGCCCAGUUCUCCAAUGCCCUGCAAUCGGCCCAGUUGGGUCCGGUGGUGAAGCAGUUUGAGCUCUCCAAUGAUGCCGUAGCAGCCGCCUAUUCCGGCAACCUGGAGGACUUUGUGAAUGCCCUGCAGAAGAGUCUUCCCGCUGGCACCACCAUGGGCGGAGAGAAGGAGGCGACCGAGAAGAAAGCCGAGCCCGAGGCUGCCAAGGACGACAAUCCUGAGCCCGUCGAGAAGCAGGAGGAGAAACAGAAAUAGCAUUCACUUGUGUAGCAAAGCAAUAACACGCAAGCAAAUCAAACGCGUUCAAAACAAAUAGUUUUUGCACAUUUUUAAAAGUAUUUUCGUUCUGAAUAAAUUAUCUCGGCAAGAAGCUAACUACCAGAGAUAUGGCACACAUCUGAACUUCAAUA